Melitaea cinxia (Glanville fritillary) is the source of this 1580-nucleotide messenger RNA. RefSeq names its product ubiquitin-conjugating enzyme E2-22 kDa (gene Ubc4). The record is from RefSeq and is a predicted model, not a curated record. Gene Ontology annotation, cellular component: nucleus. Gene Ontology annotation, biological process: proteasome-mediated ubiquitin-dependent protein catabolic process; protein polyubiquitination. Gene Ontology annotation, molecular function: protein binding; ubiquitin conjugating enzyme activity. The coding region runs from base 144 to 743 and encodes 199 amino acids. NCBI's taxonomy places the organism in Eukaryota, Metazoa, Arthropoda, Insecta, Lepidoptera, Nymphalidae. The transcript is spliced from 3 exons.
AUUUAACUAUUAAUCAUUUGUAGUCAGAAUAGGUAUCGGUCUCGCUUGCAGUACACUUAAGCAGUCUGUGGUAGCUGCCAAACAAAAUCUGCAUUCUCCCUCACUGUUUGUCUUUAGAGUUACAGUUUUAGUAAAUUACCAAGAUGGCAAAUAUAGCUGCAAAACGUAUUAAAAGGGAGUUCAAGGAAGUUAUGAAAAGUGAGGAGGUGGCGGGUGGCGAUAUCAAGCUGGAAUUGGUUAAUGAUUGCUGGACGGAACUCCAAGGUGAAAUCGCUGGCCCCCCGGAUACUCCGUAUGAAGGCGGUACUUUCCUGCUCGAGAUCAAAGUACCUGAAACUUAUCCUUUCAAUCCGCCCAAGAUCCGAUUCAUGACGAAGAUCUGGCAUCCCAACGUAUCGUCAGCGACGGGGGCUAUUUGCUUGGAUAUUCUUAAAGACCAGUGGGCGGCAGCAUUAACUUUGAGAACCGUCCUAUUGUCCAUACAAGCAUUGCUAUCUGCCGCUGAACCAAAUGAUCCCCAAGAUGCGGUCGUUGCGAAACAAUAUAGAGAAAAUCCACAAUUAUUCCAAAUGACAGCUAAACAUUGGACAAAUGUAUACGCCGGAGGUCCCAUGUCGGUGUUGGAAUUCAACCAGAAAGUUCAGAGGUUGCUAGAUAUGGGUAUAGAUGAGCAUCAAGCGAGGGUAGCUCUAUCUACGUACGAUUGGGAACUGGAGCGGGCAACGGAACAGCUAUUUUGUUAGUCACCCAAUAAUUAUAAAAUUUAAAAUCCCUAAGGUCGAUAUCGUUACUUAGUAUCCUGUGUUCAUCGUCCAUUUUCUUUUUGUUUCUGAAGAUUAUUUUAUUCUCCGUGUCGAGUUCCGUCUGGUAAUGUUCAUAGCCAAGUAGAUUAAGUAACAUCCAUUCUGUUUAAUUGUCUUAGUAAUCGUCCUUGUAUUUGUUGUUGAUCAUAUUUUAUCAAACUGAAAAUAAUGGGAUGUUCUGUCUGAAUAGUUAAUGUACACAAUAAUCAUUUCUGCUCGAAUUUUGUCCAGCUUUGAUAAUCGUCAUAUGAAAUUGUACGCCUAGGCAAAUGCAAUAUAUAGUAACUCGGGCAACACUCGAACACUUGCAGAAGUUAGACCUCUACUAUCGAUUACAUUUCUUUCAAAGCAGCUAUGUUGUGAAAAGUUAAAGAUGCCGUCAAUCGAUUGGGUACUUAAUACCUCUUUGUAAUUUCAACUUUUAAAUGUUUACAAUAAAUUAAUAGUUUCCGUUUAAUGACGGUAUUUUCAAGAACGCGCGAAAAUCUAGCCGAGUAUUUGACAUAUUUCUUUACAUAAUAAUGACGUAUUUCUUUUCAUAAUCGUGUGCAUAUUAUGUCGACAUAAUAUGCAUACAAUUAUGAAAAUAAAUUAGAAUGAAAAUGCGACCUCGAACACGUGAAAACGUAAAAAAAAAUUAACCUACAAAAUUAAUUGUAUAAUUUUGACAUACAACUAGCAUUUUUUAAAUGUUUAAUCAUGACUUCAUAGAUACAAAACCAAUUUUGAAUCUACACUAAAACUAUGCUGAUUGAAAUACAUCAUUUAUUAAUUGUU